This is a messenger RNA of Cinara cedri, 20199 nucleotides long. Lineage: Eukaryota; Metazoa; Arthropoda; Insecta; Hemiptera; Aphididae. The record is from the annotation of a GenBank genome assembly.
CUAGCUAUAAAAUAAAAUUGUGAUCUCCGAGUAUUGUUCUGCAUAUUUUUGUCUACAUGCAUGGUAACACUGUACCCAAACGUAUGAAACGUGUGAAAAAAAAUCGAUUGUUCGGAAUAAUGUGUCAUAUAAUUUUUCCCUUUGGUCUUCUAGCGGCUGGUUUUAUAGCACUUUUGUUCAGUUUCCUUUAGACGCGUUAUCUACGUCUUUCGAUCAGUCAGGAAUAUUUUAGUAUGUUGGUCUGUUCUUUCAAUUGUCUUAUGCAUUCGCUGUGAUAUCUAUCCGACGUUGGCACCUAGUCCACGUAUUGUUAAUAAUAAUAUAUUUAAAUAUUUAAUCGAUAAAAAAUGUUCCUGUAAGUAUCUAUACCAAGUCCAUCGAACGAUAGAGUAUUACAAAUUAACAACAAUCAUCGAGGCCACGUUAAAACUUUUGUCAGCGUCGUACCAGUGAGUUUAUUGUAUUUUAUUAUUAUAAUCUUAAACUAUAUUUUUUUUUUAUAAUCAUUAUUUUACAUACUUAAAAUACGUUACUACGUUUAUUCUGGACCAAAAGGCUAUUAGCGGAUAACAUUCAAACUAAACAUAUUUUGAUGUUUAUAAUGUAAACAAGUUAAAAUAAAACGAAAUCUACGUCUUUAUGUUGGAGGAUAAUAAAGUAGUAAUGAUAUUUUGACUUGCAAUUUUACUAGGUACCUACAAUGUAACUAAAUAAAUUAAUAACAUAUAUAUAUAUAUAUAUUUUUUUUUUUUUUUUGAAACUAACAUAAUAAAAAUGUAUUUAAAUUUAUUUUUGUUGAUACCUACCUAUCUUAUCUGUAUAUAGGUACCUACUUAGAUACUCAUCUACAGAAAACAAUUGAAUGUCUAUUUUUUUGUUUUAUUUUAGAUGCAGUUUUAUAACUUUUUUUCUUUAGUUAUUAAAUUCCACCGAUAAUCAAACAUAGUAAAUAAAAAACUAAUUUUUGUUUCAAUGAUAAAUAUUUUUCAAAAAAAUUUCCAUUGUUUUACCGCGAAUAUAUUUACCUCCUGCUGUCAUGGAAUCUAUUAUUCAAUCCAUAGGGGUCUCCUACAGUGAUAAAAUGAUAAUAUAGAUUCUAUGUUCUUUGAGUUUGAUGACUUGCAUAGUGGCUUACAUUUUAAUUUAUAUUAAUUGCAAUUGCAUGGAUAUAUUGUACCUACUUAUUAUCUUCAGAUUCAAAUACUAAAAAUAUACUUAUAUUUUAUUAAUUAUUUAAAUAAUACUAUUAUUUAUUAUAAUUUAUAUUUAUUUUUAAUAAUAAAAAAGUGUAUUUUUACAAAUAUCCAUUUUCUGUAAAUAUUAACUAUGUCAUUGACCUAACAUCAUGACCUAUCAUGGCAUUAAUUUAAUUCAAGGAACAUUAAUUAUGCAUGCUAUAUUAUUCAGAAUGUUAUUACUUACUUGCUAAUAGAUAUAACUUGUCUUUAUUUUGUAUAGACACAUUUAAUCUAAAAUUGGUUUAUUAAUUACAUUAUUUACAAAAUGUUUUAUUGUCUAAUUAAUGGUACCUAAAUAUUCAGAAAAAUAUUUUCCUUAAAUCAAAAUUAAUAUUUAUCCAGGAAUAAUUUAUAUCUGGUUUUUUCAUAUUUUGAUUGAGGUUAUUCUAUAGGGAUGUUUGUGUUAAUAUACCUAGUGGAUAAUUAUUAUAAUAAUACAAUAAAAAAAAAAUUGGUUUCAUGAAAUUUGUAUAGUUCAGUUAUUGAUAUUUAGUAUACUCUAUUUAGAAUGCAGACUUUGUUGCUUUUGUUAUUGAGUUAGUACAGUUUUCUUAGUUUACCCUAUAAGUGCUAUGAUUGACAGUAGUCAUUACUAGUGAUGGGUGAAUACAAUUUUGGUUAAAUACUAAAUAUUUGCUCGGUAAAUUGGGUAAAUUUAUUUUUAAUGCAAAAACCAAUUCAUAGAUGCCAACAUACCUCAUUAUGGAUAUUGUGAUUGUUUCCUGACUUCCAUGUUUUUUCAAGAUGAAUUAGAGUAAAUAAAUUUAUAUUUAUCAAAUUUGUGUUAAUUUCAUUCACUUUGAAACCAAAACCACUUAAAUAAGGAAAUUAAUAAAUAUAAUAAUUAAAAAACUUAAACUUUUAAAACACUACUAAUACAUUUGUUUAACAAAAAUGAUUAUGUUUGACAUAACAACUAUAGUGAGUGGUCUAACUAGACCUUUAUCCAUAAAAAAAAAACAUUUAUAUAAACAUAACGUUCAGUAUCUUUUCCAUCUAAAUAAACUAAUCUGUAAAAAUAUUAGAAUCUUAAACAUAAAAUUUAGUCUUUACUUUUAUUGAGGCCUGUCUCAUAAAAAAUAUAAAAAAUUUAAAAUAAAAUCACAGUUGUUCAUAAAUUGUAAAAUAUACAAUAUAAAAAUCUUAUUAAACCAAAUUUUAAUCAUCAGUAUCAUUUUGACUUAAGACAGGUUCACUUGUGUGAACUCAGUGGUCACAGAUGAUGAUUCCAAAUCAGUGUCCAUAUCACUUGUUUAACUUCUCUCACUUUGAGAAGAUAAUUGUGAUACUUCAAUAUGUUGUUGAGAUUUAGAUGGAAUGCACGGAAACAAAAUCUGGUCUAUUUGCAUCUUGAUCUCGGCUUAGAACAUGGUUUUUUGAUAUUGUUGAUUUAAUUUGUAAUUAUGUAUAAUGGCAUAUAAUUUUCCUGCUCGUUUAGUUUGUUAUAUUUUUUGAAUGAAUUUCUACUGCCGAUUUUACCAAUGUACAAUAAUAUUUAGACAAUAUAUUGUUGUAACUUAAACAAAGAAAAUUCAGAAUCAAAGAAAAACAAAUGUAUUUUUAAAUGGAAAAUUUUAUUUCAUUACAAGAGGAUGAAAGAAUUUUCCUAGAAAGCUUAAAUAAACUGAGAUUUAAAAAAAUUUGUUUUUCUACAUUAUUUUGUUUGAUUGGUUUUAUGUGCAGAUUCUAUAAGUUUGAUACCGAGUUUAUUUGUUAAGUGAUUAACAAAAUGUUGAUUUAGCUUAUCAAUUUGUUUUUAGUAUAAAUAUGAGGGGACUUUAAAAGUCAUAUCAAACAUUUGACCUUUGUAUCUAGAUUUUAGAACUGUUGUGAUAAGAAAUAUUAUUAAGAAUAUUUUGUGGAGGUAGUUGUAGCAAAAUGUUAAAAUUAUCUUUCUUAUUAUCAUAUUUUAUCAUUGAUAUUACGUAAAUAUAGAAAUUGACUUGUAUAAUUUUAAUAAAUCAUCGUACUGUACUUAAUAUUUUAAGUAGUUUUAUAUUUAACCAAUUUAAAUUGAACAGACAUAAUCAGUGUUUAUUGCAAACCUUUAUCCCCAGGGGAUAUCGUAAAUUUCUAAGGGAUUAUGCCAAAGGCAGACCCGAAUCUAGGAAUUUUUAUAUUUCUAGACAAAAUUAAGAUAAAGCAGUUAAUAAUGACUUUUUUGUAUCUUGUUAAAAUACGGUUAUUUAUAUAACAAUAUUUUUUUUUAUUGUCAACAAGAUAACUUAUAUUCAUCCAUUAACCCUUAUCAUAUAUAAUAUACAUAGUAAUGUCAUACAUUUUUGGAGGGUGGUAUACAUUCUCCCCAUUCACCCCCUGAAAUAAACACUGGACAUGAUUCAUUAGUUAGUAAGUAACUACUAACUACUUAAAAAAAUUCAAAAUAACUAUACAAAUAUAAUAUCUUUGAGUAUUGAUAAUACUAUCUAUACUCAAUGAUAACAUGUGGGUUUAAAAUCUUGCUAAUAGCCUUGAUGUCAAACAUUUUAUGUAAAAUAUUAUUAUCUAUAUUAAAGUAGAUAAUGUUGGUGGUAAUGUAAGGCCCAUGGUAUAUUCAAAAUUAAAAAUAUAAAGACAUUUUUUUAGCAAACACUCAAAACAUAUUUUUUUUGAAUUUAUGAAUUCAUAAUAUAUUUUGUAACAUUUAAGUGUAUUAAUAUUUAUUAGUACAUAGGUAUACCAUCUACAUUAUGCAUUUUUAAAUUGUAAUAAUUCACAUACUCAUAUACUUAAAAUUAACAAUGUAAUGAAAAAAACAAAUGUUUUAGCAGAGAUAAUGUAUGUUCUUAUCUUUAAAUUUUAUAAAAGGUUAAUUUACUCUAAUAUUAACCCUAACAGCAUAAAAUUGUCACUGCUAAACACAAAUUUUCUAUGUUGUACGGAAAUAGUAUAUGCUGAAGAAAUAUUACAUCCAAAAGGUAUUUUGGGAGUUGGUAACAUAUUUUGUUUGCUGUGUAUUUAAGCAGAAACAUAAUAUUAUGUUAAAGUAGUAAAUCAUCCAAAACGUAUUUUCAUUGGAAAUAAAUUUGAAGAAACUUCAGAAUUGUUAUUUAUGCUAAUAUAUAUAUUUCAUUCUAUAUUAUAAAUGUAUUACACGUGAAUAAAAAUAUUAUAUUAUAUACAUACUCUCACCAAAAUAUUAUCCUUCACAACUUGAUUUUUGUUACUUAGCUAACCUAACAACAUCAUAGUACAGUUAUAAUAUAGUGGACCUGAUUAUUAAUAUGAUCAUUUGUUGAUAAUAAAUAAUUUGAACAAAAUAGAAUCUAUAUGUGAGUAUACAAUGACUCAUUUAAGUCUUAAUUUGAAGAGGGGUUUAAUGUAAUUUACACACACGUGUGCAUGCGUGUAUAUGUUGUAUAUUAGUACUUAGGAAUCUGAGGAAUCAUGUUACUUACCACCAAACACCCAAAUUAAAAAAAAAUUAAAAAAGUGUUAUCAAAAUGCUACAUCUAUAACAUGUCUGAAGAAAAUUUCAGUUCACUCGGAUUACUUUUCACUGAAUUACAUCUAUAAAAAUGAAAACAAGUGAUCGUUUUAACAGAAAUUGUUGUUUCAUAAAUAUUCUGAUUUGUUUCUGGUUUCCCCCAUAAUUAAGAAAAGGAAAAAGAAAAUCAAGAAAGGACUAGUCUAUAAAAACAUUUGCUAAACAAAAUUGUCUACUAAAAACCACUACUGGUAUUUAUGGUUGGAUCAAGAUUUCUGGUUGAAAACUGCCGAAUCGCAAAGUUAAUGUUUUCAUUUAGAUUUAUUAGUUACAAAUAAUAUGUAGGUAAUAAAAUAGUAAUCAAAUGAUUUAUUUCGGGAAUCAUUGGGUAGGAACAACAUUGCGAAUAUGAUAUCCAACAUCUGUGAAACAGAUAGAACUUAUAGAAGAACUUAGGAUAAAUAGUAUGUAAUAGUAUAUUUUAUUCAAAUUUGUUUUUAUCAAUUUUGAGUGUUUGCUAGUAGUAGUACUUAGUUAAUUUACCUUUUAGAUUGUGUACUAAACUGUAACUAACUCUAAAUAUUUUUCAUUACCUAACAUUCAUUUAGUUGUAGUUUAUUACAUUUUAAGUUUUAACAUGUUGAUGGUUAUUAAAUUAACUACCAUAAUACAACAAUUUUUUAAAACGUCACUUUUUUAAUUAUUGCUGCUAUAGCAGUAAUUUUUUAGUAGAAAUUAUUACUUUAAAAAAGAAAUGUAUGUAUAAACUAGUCAAGUAUACAAUUUCUGUAGAAUAAGAAUUUGGUAUAAUAUAAAAACAACUAACCCACUUUUAUAAUCAAUAAAAAUAUUAUUACUACAGAAAUACUGAUAAUUUUCGGUUUUUAUAUUACUGCUAUAGCGGUAGGCAAUAUUUAAAAGUGACCUACUGUUAAUAAUACAUUUAUGGGAAUUUAUUUGUUAGGCAUUUAUAAAGAUACAGAAAUGGAUGAAGGAAUGGAUCCGACAUUUGCAAUGAGACUGAGGGCGCAGCUGUCCAGAAGUCCAGACUAUGUUGUACUGAAAAACCGUCAAAUGCAGGCAGCCGCAGAAUCUAAACCACAAUCUGUAGAAAAAGAAAAUACAUUAUUAGGUUUUAAAAGGCUUGAUGAUAUGGAGGUUGAUGAUGAUCCAAGUCAAUUAAAAUCUUUUAAGAAAUUUAAAACUGAUCAACCGAGUACAUAUGUUCAAACUUAUGAGCAAUCUGCAUUUAGUGGUUUUAGAGCUGAUCGAUUUAUACCUUAUCGAGAGGCACAUAACCUUGCAGCAAGGUUUAACAUUAUAUCAGAUAUUAGGAAUGGUUCAGAUUAUGGUAAGAAAGAUUUUCAAAGUGAAUCAGCGAAUAAAGAUGGUGCGUACAAAGCCAUUCUUCAUAAUGAACUGCUUGGAUCAAGCGUUGGGGAAAUAAGUAUUCAAGAUAAAAACCGUGAUCGUUUAGCCAUCAAACGUAAUUUGUUUCAGUUUUAUUCAUCUAGUCCAGAACAAGUUGAUAAUAUUCAAUCAAGGGCUCCCUAUUCUUUAUCUCCACUUGGUGCUAAAAGUCAAGAGAUUUUACGCUCACCACGUAAAAUACCUCGCAAAAUUUCUAGAGUGCCGUAUAAAGUCCUUGAUGCUCCUGAACUACAAGAUGACUUUUAUUUAAAUUUAGUUGAUUGGUCAUCUUCAAAUUUACUUGCUGUUGGGCUAGGAAGUUGUGUGUACUUGUGGUCAGCAACUACAAGUAAAGUAACAAGAAUUAGUGAUUUGUCUUCCGAUGGAAAUGUUGUUACUUCAGUUGCCUGGAAUGAUAAAGGAAACUAUUUGGCCUUUGGUACUCAGGAAGGAUCUGUAGAAGUUUGGGAUAUCGCUGCAGAAAAGCAAGUUAAUAGUUUAACAGGUCAUGCUGGUAGAGUAGGCGCUAUCGCCUGGAAUGGUGAUUGUGUGUCAUCAGGUAGUCGUGAUCGUAACAUUUUUUUAAGAGAUAUGAGAGGGCCGAGUCUCUCAACCUGUAGGCGAUAUACUGGUCAUCGGCAAGAGGUGUGUGGUUUAAAAUGGUCACCAGAUAACCGAUACCUUGCAUCUGGAGGAAAUGAUAAUAGACUGUAUGUGUGGAAUACUCAUGCAUAUACUCCACAGUUGACUUACAACCAACACACUGCUGCUGUAAAAGCAAUUGCUUGGUCUCCACAUCAAAGAGGAUUACUAACUAGUGGUGGAGGAACAGCUGAUAAAUGUAUACGUUUUUGGAACACUUUAACUGGACAACCAAUGCAAUGUAUUGAUACCGGAUCACAAGUUUGCAAUCUAGCAUGGUCUAGAAAUACUCAAGAGUUAGUUAGUACACAUGGAUAUUCCCAAAAUCAAAUAGUCGUUUGGAAAUAUCCUUCAAUGAGCCAAAUUGCUAAACUCACAGGUCAUACAUUCAGGGUAUUAUAUUUAUCUAUGUCCCCAGAUGGAGAAUCUAUAGUAACAGGAGCUGGAGACGAAACAUUACGAUUUUGGAAUAUUUUUUCAAAAGCACGUUCACAAAAGGAACCUAAGUCAAAAUUAAAUCUUUUUACAAACAUUCGAUAGAUGGCAAUAUAAUUGGUCCAUAAAGUGUUAUAAUGUCUUGAUCUCUUUCGUAUAAAUUUUAUAUUUUGUUUGCCUUUAGUUAUUUUUCAGUUUGUUGCCCAUUGAACAAACUUAACUUUUUUUUUUUUUAACUACAUAUAUGUUAUUACAAUUUCUUUUUUUUGUAAACAAUUUGAUUUUGCUUAUACACAUUUUAUUUAACAACUUUGAAAACUACAUUUGCUAUCAUUUUUUAAAAUUUUUAAAGUAUGAUAUAACUUUUUAAUUGUAAACUAAAUUCAGUUAGUAGGUAUACCUAUAUUAAAAUCAGUAGGAAUUAUAAAAAUAAAAUAAAAUGUAAAAUAACUGGUUUAUAAUAUAUGCAUAUGAUAUGAAUGAAUUUUGUUAUCUAUUUUAAUUAUUACUUAUAAUAUUAAGGUAGGUACUAUUCAUUUUUAAUAUACUAAGUAAUUGAAUAGGUAACAUGGUUUUACUGUCAUCAACCAUAUUAUUAAAGAUGAUUCAUUAUCAUAAUAAUUUUCUUUGCCAAAUUAACUUUUAUAUUACUUAAACUUUGUUAAUAAAACUAAUUAUUAUUAUAAAUACUUGUUUGCUAUGUUAAAAAUUGAUUUUCUAAAAUACCUAACUAAUCCGUUAUUGAAACCAAAAGAAGACUAUUAUUUACUCUACUGAAACGUCUGUUUUAUUAUUAAGAAUUGUAAAAUUAAUUUAAAUUAUUUUUAUCUAAUGUCUGUGGUACUUUAAUUAUUUGUAAAUUACUAAAUAUACUAUAUUAAUACCAAACAUAUCCUUAUUUGUAGUUUAUUAUCUUUAAUAUUUAACUAAUAUAUUUUGUUAUUUUACUAUAACAAUGUAUUAUUUAAAUUUAAAAUAAUGUGUUCAUAUAUUUUAUUGUACCUAACUAAUACACAUUGCAACUAUAGUCAAAUUUUUAAACUGUUGUAAAUAAUAUUGUUAUUUUAUAAACACAAAUAUUGAUAUAAUUAUUUAAUUAAGGACAAGGAUAGUUGGUUAGUCAGUGUAUAAUUGUUAAUUAUUGUACACUAAUGUUAGAAAGUAUUUAUUUGUAAAGUAUAUACUAUUAUUAUUAUUUUGGGUGAUUAAAUGAAAUUUUAACUAAAUGUUUAUUUUUGUGUUUAUUAUUUACCUAAUAUUAUUAAAUUAUAUCUAGUUAAAUAUGUAAUUCAAUUUGAUUUACCACAACUGUCAUUUAUUUAAAAUAUGUGGUGUUUAUCUCAAUUUAGAAUUAAUUUGGUUAUAAAUUAUUUUGUAAUAUUUGCCAUAAAAGCAAAGUAAAAUAAGAGAUACAUUUUUUAUGAUGUCUUUUUUUUUAUUUAUUCUAUAUGUAAAUUAAAAUUAACUUAAGUAUUAUUAAAUAUAUUUUCUACUGCAUGUGUGUCUUCAACUUCGACACUGCGCCUUGUCUCUUUCAACAGUCGAUGAUUCCAUAACUUCAUCAGAAAUGGUGUACUUAACUAUUAAUUUGUAUGCAAAAUGGGAAUAUUAAACAUUGUUAAUAUUAACUUUAAAAUUAAUGUAAUAUUAUUUUGAUCACAUUAUGCGUGAAAUAACAUCUAAUGUUAAUUAUUUGGUAUUUGCUAUUAAUAAUGAGUAUACUGCAUGUUCAUAAUUGUAUGAUCUAUACAAAAUGUCCAUGCUUUUUUUUCAUUUUAUCAUUUAUCUUUUUAGAACAUAUUAUAUAGAGACAAAUUAACUCAUGAGUGCUACCAUUGAAUUAUUACUUGACAAGUCUUAUAAAUCUUAGAAUUGAAAUAUAAAUAUAUUGGUUGUAAAACCAGUACACCAUCAUAGUAGAUACCUUUAAUUUGUAAAUAAUUAUUAUAGUCAAAUAUAUUUUUUAUCUAAUUCUUGUCUUUAAAUGAAAAUUUAAAAAAACAUCCUAGGAUAAUGGGAUCGGGUGUAGCCAUCUUAUAAGUUAUUUAGUGUAUACCUGUAAGCAACGAUAAACCAUUGCUAAUGAUGCUUUAUCAAGAAUAUGUAUGUCAUAUUAUGGUAAAAUAAUUUUGUAGGUAUUAUAUAUUUUCUUUAAUAAUAUUUGUUUAAUGUACCAGUUUUCCCAUGUUUUUUUCUGGUUUUUCAAAUUUGAUGAGAAAAUUCUUGAAAAAAUCGAAAAUGGCCUCCCUAAAGUACCUUCCCAGUCAGAUAUCCUUUUAAAAAAAGUGCUUAUAUUGUACCUAAAUCUGAGCGAAGUUGCUGGUAGAAAAGUUGUCCACAGGAAAAAAGAAGACUAAUAUUUUUAGCUAACACUUAGAUUUCUUACAUUUUCCCAUUUUUUUUUUUCAGUUUUUCACAUUUGUUGAGAAAACUGAUAAAAUCGAAAAAUUACCUCUCCAAAGUACUUCCCGUUCGAAUUUCCUUUUAGAAAAAUUGCUAUCAUAAAUUGGAGCAAAAUUGCUUGUAGAAAAGUUAUCUACGAAAAAAAAAUAAAAAAUAAUUUUGUAAAACCAUAAGCUUCUUCACUCCACUCAGAAUCUAAAAUAACAUAAUUUAAAACGGUAAUCCAUUUGAAAAUUUUUGAAUUGUUCUAUGAAUAAAACAGUAAAACUUUUAAAUAAAGUACCAACAUCUGUUAAAUUUGUUACCAGUUUUAUGUACUUUCGUUUUGUCAUGGCAAAUAUUGUAUCUGUUGUCUUAAAUAUUUUUAUAUAAGUAAUAAUUAUUAUUAAUCGUUUUUUUUUUAGUUACAUAGAUGCUUUAUGUCAUAUGUGUUAAUAAAAAUGAAAAGAUCUAUUUUGAAAUGAAAUACUAAAUUAUGGUAUGACAUUACAUAACAGUUUGUAAGAUUCUAUGACAGACAGGUGGGUAUGAAUAGAAAUGUAUGUAAACCCAAGAAUAUGUGUUUUUUUGUAAGCCUAUAAAAAAUGUAAUGUAUAUCAUAUACAUUAUAUUUAAAAAUAAAACAUUCAUGCUAAAAGGAAAUAUUUACUAAUUUCAAUUUGACAACAAACUUUACUAUAGGUAGGUAUAUGAUUUAUUAUAAGCAGUUAAAUUUACAUACAGUAUGGUAAGGAAUACUUAUACUAGGUACUUAUGGACCCUCCCAACUUGGUGGUAUUUAUAAUCGGUAAAGGUAAAAUAACUUAAUGCAAAGCCAGUCUAAAUUAUGGACAUCUUUUUAAUACUAGGUAUUUAAUAAUUAUUACUUGGUAUUUGUUUAGUAUGUGACUUACUAUAGCGAAAUUCGAAUUUAUUAUGUUACCUCAUUGAAUUACCAGGUUUAAUAAUAUUACUUAAGCCACAUAUUAUGUGACUUAUUUACCAUAUGCAUGCUUGCUUAUCUUUAUAAUUUUAUUAUAAAUGUACUUCGAUUUUAGUUUUUACCCAAAUGUCAUCUUACUCCAUUCUAUAUUGAAAUAAUUGUCAUUAUGUGUUAAAAAAUUAAAUUUUUUAUAAAAACAAAUUCUAAACACAAAAUAAUGAAACUAAUUCAUGCCAUAAGUAUAAUGGUGUUACUAAGACGUACAUAAAAAAAAAAAAAUCGAUUAGUCAUAGGCGAAAUCCGAUAAAUCAGCACUAUAAGAUGUAUCAUCACAAAAGAAUGUCAGUUAUAUCAAUUAAUAAAAAAAACAAAUUGAUUUUUUAAGUAUACUGCACGAUGCAACUCAAAAGUCAAUUUAGAACAAAUAGGUACCAGAACUUAUUUUGUAUUGGUUACAAGAUUUACCCAUUACGACUGUUUACAAUCUAAUAAGUCGUUCAAUAAACUUAUAAAGAAAUACUAAUUCCAAUAAUCAAAACCGAAAUAUUAACUCAUUCUAUUGUAAUAUCGGACGGAUGGAGAGCCUGUUCUUGUUUACUAGGUUCAAGCUAUGAUCAUAAAUGAAUAUCUAUAUGAUCAUUGUCUGCACUUUACAACCGUGGUCCGUGUUAUUAACUUAUUCUGUUUUGAAUUAAAGGGAAUGAGACCAUAAGAGCCGUGAUAAUUAAAUAAUAACAAAAAUUGAUAAGCUUUAAUGGAAGAUGGCCAUGGUAGUACGAUUAUGGCACUACAGGUCUGCAGUACCUAGUUUUCGGCAUUUGCUCAGGUAGUUUUCAUUAAUACUCAAUACUGAAAUUCGUAAAACAUUUAUACACGAAUUAAUGGCUAAUAAUGGUAUUAGAAAAAAAUAGCCCAGACGAAGCUAACAAAUAUUUAUUUAAUAUUUACCUACUACAAAAACUAUAAUCAGAUAUUCUUACAAUAACCGAUAUGGAUAAAUUAACUACAAACGUACUAAAAUUAUUAUUUAAAAAACCCAAAGACCAAAUAUACAAAAUCACAUAUAUUUGGUACAUAUACUUACAGCAUAUUAUUUUAUACUAUUCAUUUUAGGGUUUUCAAGCAGUAAAUUAGAAAAAUAAGAUGAAUAUAUAUAGAUUAAUAUAGUCAGUAGAUAGUUAUGGCUAGUGCUCUGAUAUAUAUGCUUUAAAAAUCUUAGAAAUAUGUAUUUAUGCUCUUAUUUUGUAGAAAUAUAACCUUUUAAAAUAAAAUGUAUGCAAAAAAAAUCAAUUUUCAAAAAGAAAAAACAUGUUUUUUAACUUUUAUUAUGUCUAUAUUCAUUUUUUAAGUAGGUACAAAUAAUUGAUUUGUAAUAGUAUUUUCGAAAUUUUUCAAUAUGAAAAGCAAUUCUUACAUAAAAUUAAUUUUUUCAAAUAAAAAAUUAUACAUACAAGUUUGAUUUAAAAAUUUUUUUAUUUAUAUUAUUUAUUAUGUUUCUAUCAUUAUUUUUAAAUUUAAAUAAAACCAAAAUAUUACAUAUUAUGCAUUUAAAAACCAUUUAUAUGCAAUGAAAAGUCGUAAAAUACAGAAAUAUGCAGUGCUUGUCAAAAAAUAGUAAAAUAUGCAAAAAUAUGCUAAAUAAAACUUUGUAUUUCAGUUCUAUUGACUAUAAUUCAAACUUGUAGAUUAUCUAGCUACUUUUUGGAUCGUCUAAAAAAAAACAUGGAAAUGUAUAUAAAUCCGGACCCUAAUUAUGACUCAUAACUCAAUAACUUAUAAACAAUUAGACUCGUCUAAUGUGUACAUGGUCAUUGGAAUGAAAUAUGUUUUUAAAAAUAUUAUUUUAAGUUUUAUAACUUAACAAAUGUAACAUUUACCUCAACUAAUGAUGUAUAAAAUAGCUAUUAGUAGUAGUUAUUUUUUACUUGUGAUAAAAAAGUAACAAUCAUAAACUGCUAUUUACUCUUACUGCUACUAAUGCUAUUUAUAGUUAUAAUAUUGUAGCAGAGAUUGUUAUUUAUUAAUAGCAGUGGUAGCUUAAAAAUUAUUAAUUAUUGUAAUAGGUAUGUCAUAACAACAAGUAGCAGGUACAGUUAGUUUAGUUGCAGUUUUUCACUGUACUAAAGAACAUUUAAACUAUUUUUGAACUAUUAUUAUAUAGGUAUUUAAAUUUUGCUAGUUUUUUAAGUAAUUUUUAUUUUGUAGGCAGGUAAUCUUUAGAUAAAAUUUGUAUAGAAAUGCUUGAACAUUUGACGAAGGUUUAUUAUAAGUCGUACCUAAUGGUAAAAAUAAAAAAUUGAGUUUAAUGUAGUAUCUACAUUUUUUAUAAGAGUCAAAAUCAAAUUUUGACGAAAAUCGUAAAUAUUACGGCCUUUCAAAAUAAGCAAAAAAAUUCCUCAAUUUUCCAAUAUAUAUAUAAAAAAAAAAAAAAAUCAUAUUAAAAUAAAGAUAUUCCUUGCUCCACUCAGAAUCUAAAAACAAUAUUACAUUUGGUGUACCUAGAACUGUAAAGUUACUAUAAAAAAAAAAAAAAGUAAUAAAGGUACUAUAAUUUUUACUAUAUAUUAUCUAUCAUUAAUUAAAAAUUCUGAUUCUGAAAUUUUAAUUACAUGACUACAUAAUUUAUGUAUUAUUUCAGUUGAAAAUGUCUGUACAUGAUUUAGUUGAAACUGAUUGUGGUGGUUCCAAUUCGUUAGUUAAAUUGUCAACUCAUUUUGUUCAAGACCUUGCGUUUAAGGAUCAAGAUCUUAAACAAUCUUUGGAGACUGAAAGCAAUGAAAAAACGUUUUUGGCAGCAAGUACUGGAGAAGUAAAUAUUGAUAAAAUAACCUAGAAACUUAGAAAUAUGUUAUUAAUUUGGUUUAUUUUCCUUAGUUGGCGGAUCAGUUUUUUAGUUCCACACAAACAGAAACGUUCAAAAUGGACACUCUUUUAGCUGAAAUGAGGAGCGUUGAAAAUAAUAUCCAUGAAGAUUCUUGGCCAUCACAUUUUACUAAAGAAAAUGAAAAACAAGUUAAUAUCUACAUUAUACCAUUAGAAUUAAUAAGAAAUUUGAAGUUCUAUGCAUGUUUAAUUUUAAAAACCACUCAUUGAUAACAAGAGAUAGGACAUUAGAAUCUCAAAUCACCAUUAACAUUAUUAAUAAAUAGGGCAGAUAACUUGUAGCUUUAAAGUUAAAAAAUAUGUACUUAAAUACUCAAAAUAUGUAUUUAACCAAAAACAUGUAAUUUUAAAUUAAAAACAAAAUUGUUUUAUAAAUUUAUUUAGUUUGGUAGUUAAUAAUUACAACUUGUAGAUACUUUUUUUAAAAAACUCUCUGAACUACCCAAUAUUUUCCGAACUUAAACUUAUUCCUAUUACAUUUGUUACCCGGAAAUUUAUCUUUUAAGAAGGGUACUUCCUUUUUCUGUGAUAACCAAAUUAUAUAAUAAUAACUGGGACCCGUCAAAUUCACGACGGCCACUCCUAUUGUCUGUAAUGUUUCCAAAAUUGUUGCUCUUUGAUUGUUCUUGAACGCUAUUUCCAAGAUCUUGGUGAUAUAUAAAUAUGCCGAGUUAAAAAACAAACAGGAACAAUCGAAGAGAGACGAUUUUUGAAAUAUUACGGUAAAUUAAGUGACCAUCAGAUUUGACGGGUCCCAGCUAUUUUUAUAUAAUUUGGUUUAUUAUGGAAAAAUAAAGUACCCUUUUUAAAAAAUAAAUUACAAAUAAUAAAACUAUUAGAUUAUUAUUUAUUAUAAAAUAUAAUCUAUUAGCAUAUUUUUAAUAUCGUAUAGUUUAUAGUUCUUACACACAUUUUCCAAUGAGAAUAAAACCAAAAAUAUUGUUUUAGAUUCUGAGUGGAGCGAAGGAGCUUAUGGUUUUACAAAAAUGUUUUUUUUUUCUGUGGAUAACUACCAGAGUUUUCUCAUCAAAAAUUUGAAAAAAAAAAAAAACAGGAAAAUUUAAUAAAUGUAGGUAUUAGCUAAAAAUAUUAUGACCAUUUUUUCUGUGAACAACUUUUCUACCAGAAAUUUUGCCUCAAUUUUUAUCAAUAAGAAUUUUUCUAAAAGAACAUUUCACUGGGGAGGUACUUAAGAGAUUAUUUUUCGAUUUUCACCAUAGUUUUCGCAGGAAAACCGUGAAAAUCGCUACAACAUUAAACAAAUAUUAUUAAAGAAAUUAUAUCAAGCCUACUUAAUUAUUUAACUAUAAUAUGCUAUAUAUGUUGUUGAAAAAGCAUCAUUAUCUACUGAACUCCGCUCAGAAUCGUUUUUUCGUAAGCAAUGGUUCAUUGUUGCUUACAGGUAUACAUUAAAUUAUCUAUAACAGUGGCUGUACCCGUCCUUAUUAUCUUAGGACGUUUUUUUAAACAGUAUUCAGUAUAAUUUUUUAAAAUGUAAUUAUUUAUGAUAUUGUUUUUAAACAUUAUUUAACAAAAUAUUGACUUGCACAGAUGUUCGGAUUCUAACAAGUAAAAUUAGUAGUCUACUUAUACUAUUUUAAGAAUAAGAACGUACCGGGCAGCGGACUAAAAUCAGUCCAUGUGCGCACAUUUCUCUACUAAUUAAUUAUGAAUAACCAAUCACAGAAAGCCUAGCGCUGUUUGGAUGCGUGGAGCAGUGUGUUCUUAUUAUGAAAAUAGUAUAGGAAUGUGAAUAUGUUUGAUGUAUCUUUUUUUUUUGAAAUUUAAAUGUGUUUACUUAUUAGGAACAACCAACUAUUGAUCCAAAUAUUUGGAGCUCAUCAGAAAAUAAAAUGCUGGUUAAAGAUGAAGUUUAUGAUUUUGGUUAUAAUUCUGAAUGGAUAAAAGAAAUUGAACAAUCUUUUCCAAAUCAAGUGUAAGCUGUUUAUUGAAAUUAUCUAGUGUUUAGCAAAUAUAAAUUUGUUACCUAAUUUAUAAUUUGUAUUAAAUGAUUUUAGGGCUAACUCUACUAAGUCACAUUUGGAUUUUGACAAGAGAAGUGAUACUUUAAAUACUUAUAAUACUGAUCCUUUAAAAUAUGAUGAUUUAAUGGUAAUUUUUUGAAUAGAUAUUUAGUACUUAUUAACCCAAAAUUUUAUCCUGAAUAAAAUUACACUUUUAUGUUCAUUUACCAAAAUAUUUGCCAUAUACUUGUAAAUUAUCACUUUUGUUUCUAUAAAAAUGGAACAAACACAGCAUUCAAAUUGUCUAGUAGUUUUUUAAUACAUGUGUUUUGUGUGUUUAUUAAUAACUGAUAAAUUAAUUCAUUAAAUAAAAUAUGUACAUUAUAUAUAGGUAUCUAUAUAAAUAAAAAAAAGUAUAAAUAAUAUUUUGGUAGUAACUUGUUAACUUAAAAUAAAACCCUAUUUCUUAAAAUUUUUACACAUUUCAUUUACCAUAAACAAAGAUCAAAAGAAAAUAUGUUUGUGAUAUAGAUAGCUUUUAACUAGAUUUGAUUAAUUUCAGGAGUCUUAUAAGAAAAUGACAGUUGAUAAUAGUUUUGGUAUACAAUUAAAUAAUCAUUUUGGACCUUAUUGGAAUUUAUUUGCCAAUCAAAAUUAUAAUCAGGACCAUAUGGAUGAUAUGUAUGGAUUAGCCUAUCAAAAUGAAUUAAAGCUUAAGAACAUAAUCUCAUCAAGUACCUCAGAAACAGUAAAUCCAAUUUUGAAUGAUCAGCAAGCUGAAUGUGUAAAAAGUACAGAGACUAGCAAAAAUAAAUUUAAAAUAGUAGAUGAAAGCUCAAACCUUCACGACUGGUUUUCUGAGUUUGAGGAAAUAAAGAAUGCCGAAAAUCAAAAAGUGAAUAUGUUAAAGUUUACAGAAAAAUAUUUGCUUAUACUUUAAAAUUUUAUGUAUACCUUAUAAUAUCAAUAUAUUUUUAUUGCUGUUUAGGAAUAUUGUUUUACUACAGAUAAUGAGAUGGUAUCAAUAGAAAAUCCGUUGGCUGAAGGAAAACGUCGAUUGGAAAACGGUGAACUACCUACGGCCGUGUUAUGUUUUGAAGCAGCUGUUAAAAAAGACCCUUCUAGUGCAGAGGCAUGGCAGCUUUUAGGUACUACUCAAGCUGAAAAUGAGCAAGUUAGUAAAUUCAUUACUAAAAUAUUUUUGAAACUAAGUAUUUUUUUUCAUUGCGUACAAAAAUGUACUUAACAAAUAUUGCAUAUGUUGAAUUAUAUAAGCAUAAUAAUUUUUUUUUUGUUUAUUUCUGGAUUACCAUAAUUAAUACGGCUACAUAUUGACGAAAAAAAUAAAAUAAAAAGAUUAUAAUGGAAGGGUAGGGUCAACUAUGUAAAACUUUGCUAAUGAUUUAAUUCGAAGAUUUUUUUCCUAUCAUUUGUGAAUCAUAUCAGUCCACAGGAUAUUAAUUAUGGGGCAGGAAAAUGUUAGCAUUAAAAAAUGAUCAUACAAAAUAUGUAAAUUCAAAGGGGGCUUUUUUUUAUUGGUAAACCUAAUCUAAUCCAGGUAAUAAAAGUAAUUUGAAUAUAAGGUGGUCUCAUAUUAGAUUCUGUUAAAAUCUAAGUUUUCUCUAUCUUUAUUUUUUAAUUUUUUUUUUAUCAAUUAAUUAUUAACACAUAAUAAAAUAAUUCCUACUUGUAUUUUGUUACCUAUUAAUAUAUAGUAUAUUAGUUAUAUGAUAAAUAGUUGUUUUAUUUCCGUUUACUAAACAUACGUAUAUAUUAUAUAUUAUUUUAGGAUCAGUUAGCAAUAAAUGCAUUAAAUAAGUGUCUAGAAAUACAACCAGAAAAUCUAAAUGCUGUACUUUGUUUAGCAGCUUGUUAUACAAAUGAAAGUCAAAAUUUACAAGCUUGUCAGAUGCUAAUGGUAAAAACAAAUCACUUAUUUGAAAUAUUAUAGUAUUUUUUUUUCAUUAUUAUAAUCCUUAUUAUCAUUUCAUAAUCAUGUAUUUUAAUUUUCAGGAAUGGUUGAAUCAAAAUCCAAAAUACACUGAUAUUGUUAAAUCAAAACCAAUAGCAGAUGAUACCAAUAUGUUUAAAUAUAUGUUUACUACGUAUGUAUUUUGAUGUUUCCUAUUUGAUUUAUUGUUAAAACUAGUGUUAUUAUAGCAUUAUAAAACGUCUUAGGUCAAAAUGGCUAUUACACAAUUUGAAGACACUCUUGUAUCUUAUGUACCUUAGUUUUUCUUUUUUUACAACCAGUAGUUAUAUGCUAGAGCGAAAACCGGGUCGCUGAUCAAAGAAGAAUAUAGAAAACUAUUUACUUUCGAGCUAAUGAGAAACAUAUUAUGUGGCCUAAAAUGUAAUGCAGAGUUUCAAACAUACGAACAACUCAAGAACUACAUGAAUUUUAUAACAGAUCAAAUAUUUAUCAUACAUUAGAAACAAACGUCUAGAAUGGUUUAGUCAUAUUUGGAGAGCGGAAGGACAAAUAAUGAAAGAAGUAUUGGUUAAAAAAAUAAACAAACAAUUAGGAAGACUCACAACCGAUGGAUAUAUGUUAUAGCCAUACAUAUAUACUAUAUAAUAUAUAGGCAUACGACAGAGAGAAUUUUAGAGGUUUUGUGAUGACAGCAAUGAUCUCCAACAUACUGAUAAACUGAAGAAGAAGUUUCUUUUAAAGUAGUGAAAAUUACAUAAAUGUUUCAUCAAGCAAUUUAGUGCAUAUAUAUUUGAAUAUUAUGGAUAUUUGAUAUUACAAUAUCAUUUUUAAAAUGAUUUUUAAUGAUUUUCAUUGAUAUCUGUUUUAAAAUAAUAAUACAUUUCUAAGUAUUACCUAAGUAGUUCACCAAAUAAAAUUGCUAUUUUUAUUUUUAUUUUUUUUUGUUUUAAGUUAUUUAAAGUCCACCAUUUUUCUAUUUUAAUACAGUAAUACAAUAUUUUUUUAUUUUUUAGGAAAUUAUAUGAAACUGUAAAAGAUAUGUAUAUAGAAGCGGCUCAGAGAAGUUUAGAAACAGGAUUUGUUGAUGCAGAUGUCCAAAAUGGUUUGGGUGUACUGCUUAAUCUUAAUAGUGAGAACGAUAAAGCAGUUGAUUGUUUUAAAGCUGCUCUGCAAAUAAGACCUACAGUGAGUAAAAUGAUUUUUUUUUUUUUUCAAAAAAUAAUUGAUAGCUGUUUAACAUUUUAUAGGAUGCUCGUUUAUGGAACCGUUUAGGAGCAUCUUUAGCCAAUGGUGGUCGUUGUGAAGAAGCUAUUGAGGCAUAUCACAAUGCUUUGGAAUUACUCCCCGGUUUUGUCAGAGCUCGCUAUAAUCUAGGAAUAACUUGUAUUCAUCUUAAUACCUACAGGUUUUUUUUUAAAAUUAAUUUUAUGAAAUUUCUUAAGAAAUAUUUUUAAAUUUACUAUUUUUAAUUCUCAUCAAUCAUUCCCAAGUUAAUUAAUAAGUAAAUAAUUAUAAUUUUUGUUUAAAAUAUACAUUUAUAUAUGUUUGUAUUUUAUAGGGAAGCUAUAGAACAUUUAUUAGAAGCUCUUAACCAACAGGCAUCUGUUGUACGUACAAAUUUUCAAAGUCCAGCUUUAUCAGAUACUAUUUGGAGUACAUUGCGUCUGGCUAUUUCAAUGGCAGAACGUCCAGACUUAUUAAAAGUUGUAAACAAUAGGUAAAUAUACUAUUGUUAAUUUGUUUUUAUACACACAGCCCACAUGCAUUCUGUUAAAACCCAAAUUAUUAUAAUUUUUCCAAUACAAAAAAAAUAUUUAAAUUUAGAUAUAUAGUUUAAUUAUUUGCUGAUAUUUAAGUUUAUUAAUAUCCAUUAACAGAUGUAUUAAAGACAAAAUAUUAAUUAAAAUUAUAUAUGUUUCAGAGAUUUGAAUUUAUUAAAUGAAGAGUUCAGCUAUAACAGAUCAGACUAAAGUAAUGUUGUUAAAAAUUACAAAUAAUGAAUAAAAAUAAUAUUUUUAUGGGGUAGUUAUAUUUGUAUAUUUGAUUGGGAAUAUCUAGAUAUUCUGAUCCAAAAACAUUUAAUUUAGUACUUAAAUAAUUAUUUUCAAAUUUUGGUUUGGUUUGGGUGUGCGGCUUUGAACAUAACCUAUAUGCUACAUAAUAUAUUUUAUACAAUUAUUAUAGGUAUCUUAUUAGGUUUCCUAUUCAAUACAUUAGUAGGUAUACUAUAUUUACUGUAUAUUAGUAAAUUAAUGUUUACUUGUUGAAUUAAAUUGCUCAAAUAUAUUAUAGACAUUUGAAAAUGUUGAAUACCUAUUAAAACUCAAUUAGAUUUAUAUUUAGUCUAAAAUAGAUUAUUUUAUUAUAAUAUAUAAAUCUUUAAAUAUUCAAUAUAAAUAUUUCAAUAUUUACUUCAUCGGGCAAAGGAAAUAAGUAAAAUAUAAAUAUGUAAAAAAAAAAAAAAAAAUGAUAAUUUUUUUAUUAAAAUUAUAUUUGUUUUCAAACAUAAUUAUUAAAGAUGAUUUUUAUUUAGUUUUGUACCUCUGAAAUCAUUUUUCUAAUAAAAUCAAUGUUUAAAAUGUUAAUAAUCGCAGUUUAAAAAUUAAAAAUUUGAUACAAGCAGUAAUGUUUUAAUGUUUUAGGUAGGUAACUACUUAAAACAAAUGUACAACUUUUUUAGCAUUCAUUUUUGUUAAUUACAAUUUUACUUGGUUAAAUCCCUUAUGAAUCCCUAAUGAAUUUUAAUGGAAAUCACAUAAUUACAGCCAAGUUAAAUUUAAUUCCGGAGUCUUUGGCGUGUCUGGUACUACUGCAGUUAUACCGACUGACCGAAUUGACAAGCUAUUAAUUAAUUAAAUAUGAGUAGGAAUUACAAUGAAUAAUUUAUAUUUUCAUCUAUUUUUUGUUUUGUUAUAUUUGUAUAAUAAAUUAUUUUUAGACUU